AUGGAAAGGCAGAUGGGGCUGAACCACCGUCAGCACCACUCUUUCAGUGGCUAUUUCAUCCAAGGAUUUGGUCAAAACAGUAGAGAUGAAGUUGGACAGCAACUGGUGGCCUAUCCUAUCCCGCAUCAGCAGCACCAGGUGAGCUUCAGUGCGGCCGGAGCAGCAGCAGCAGCAGCAGUUCCGUCACGAGGGCUUUCUUCGAACAAUUGGCGAGUUCUUUGUCCGGACGGAAACGUGUUUCCACGGUCACCUCCGUCGAUGAAGGUGAAUGCAACUCAUGUCCCGGUGGGAAUGAGUCAAGUCGAGAGAAGAGGAAUUGCACAAGCACCUGCGGCCGGGGCUGUGAGCGAUGGGUAUGCGUACUAUUUGAAUCGGGGUAACGGCGAGUUGACGAGGCUUGUGCCGGCUGAUAUGCUGCCUGCGUUGAACGAGAUCCCGCCGAGGGAGCCUGAGCGGCGGGGAAUGGUGGUUUUGCCGCCGCUGAGAGGCGUUCCGCCGAAAGGGAUGGCGGAUAUGAACCAGACCGUCACAGUCAAAAACCAAAUCGACCGUAUCGUUGCCACUAGCCCGUCGAUCCAGAAGAAGAACAAAGUAUACUGCGACAUGUGGAUCCACGAGGGAAGAUGUGCCUUCACCCAGACGGGAUGCAAGUUCAAGCACGAGAUGCCCCUGGAUGAGACCUCGCAAAAGACCCUCGGUCUCUUCCAAGGUCUCCCUGCUUGGUAUAAGAAGCAGCAAGAGGAGUUGAACCUGUGGAAGUCUCGUGACGCUUCCGACGCGGAGACUUCGCCUACGGAUUCUUCUUCUCAUAAUGAGUUUGCGUGGCAGAAUCCCAACUCCUCUUUGGGUAAAACCGUGCCGGACAAGAGUAAGCUUGACACAUCCCACCUAUCUCAAGCAACGAAAAGCCGCGUCGCUCAAUUCGUUUGGGGUCCGAUUGGGCCGCCUAACAAGCAGGUAGUGGACAAGGACCCUUGGGGCAAAGAGAUUGGAAACAAAAUGUAUGAUGGCGAAGCUGUCUCGAGCCUUUCCUCUGAGGGCCGCAGAGUUAGAUGA
Molecule: messenger RNA, 1056 nt
Organism: Trichoderma breve
Lineage: Eukaryota; Fungi; Ascomycota; Sordariomycetes; Hypocreales; Hypocreaceae
Exons: 3
Coding region: 1-1056 (351 amino acids)
Molecular function (GO): metal ion binding
Source: RefSeq, a predicted model, not a curated record